Messenger RNA from Cherax quadricarinatus, 3471 nucleotides. RefSeq names its product autophagy-related protein 9 (gene Atg9). Gene Ontology annotation, cellular component: autophagosome; phagophore assembly site. Gene Ontology annotation, biological process: protein localization to phagophore assembly site; autophagy of mitochondrion; nucleophagy. The record is from RefSeq and is a predicted model, not a curated record. Lineage: Eukaryota; Metazoa; Arthropoda; Malacostraca; Decapoda; Parastacidae.
GAGGGUUGCCAAGUGCUACUCACGUACGCCAUCAACAUAAUACAUUUAUUCUCUUAAAUUAUUCACCUGUCCGUCAUUUUGACAUUUUUGCCCAGCAAUGAAAAUGUCUUCCCUCCGCACGGAAGGCAGUAUUUGACCGUUGAUGCUGCUAUAUUGGAGAAUAAAUGAGAAAGUGAAGACAAAGGCAAGUUAGGUGAAGGCCAUGAGAGAGCGAUGUUAGAACAGUUGGUGAGACACGAACUGGGGGAGAAUGAAACGCAAUUCUCCAGUUUACAUGCGUAGUUCUCUCUUUAUAGACACCCCAUUGUACAGAGACACUUAGCAUGUAGUAGAUAGUGCCAAGAGGCAGCCAAGAUGUGAAGAACGAGAAGAGGCGGAGGAGCUGGGAGGUGAAGAAUAGAGUUAGUGGUGUCGUUAAACUAGACGAGCUUGUACCUGUUUGGGUAAUCAGCUGAUUGGAACGUGGUAACCAUCAACUAAGCGGUUAAUUGGAUCUAUGAAUGAUUGGCGUGAUAAUUAACUCGUACGUGCAUGUGCUGAUACUCCAUCAUGUCUCAGAAUUUCCAGACAAGCUACCAGCCCUUAGGAGGGGCGAGUGACAGAGAUGGAAUUUCUAGAGGAGAGGAUGGGGAGAGAGAUGAUGAUCUCUCCCCAGAUACACACACCAGUAUGGUAUUUCACGUUGUUCCCAAGUCCAGCAAGUCAAGGUGGAACCACCUGGAAGAUUUGGAUUCCUUCUUCACACGGGUGUAUCAAUAUCAUCAAAACCAUGGGAUGCUGUGUAUGAUGCUGCAACAGUUAUUCGAACUUGUUCAGUUUAUAUUUGUAGUUGUAUUCACCUCCUUCCUGUUUACUUGUGUAGACUACGAUAUUCUAUUCAGAAACAGAUCUCCAAAAAAUUUUAAUGCGACAGACAAAAUAACACUGCUUGAUGCUAUACGCACUUGUGAUGAAUGUUUGGAACACUUCAACUGGUUAUUGGUUUUCAUCAUUGUACUAUCAGUGGUAAUCUGGCUGCUUCGUCUUGUCCACGCUGGCUUCACCCUCUUCCAAUUCUGGGAAAUCAAGCUCUUCUUCAACAAGGCACUGGGCAUCCACGACAAUGACCUUGGCAAUAUUACAUGGGAAGAAGUGGAGCAGAGAGUGAUGGAAGUGCAGGUUGAGCAGCGUAUGUGUAUCCACAAGGAAGUUUUGACAGAGUUGGAUAUAUACCAUAGAAUUCUUCGCUUCACCAACUACUUUAAUGCAAUGGUCAACAAAGAAAUAAUUCCACUUAAGUUUGAGAUGCCCUUCUCUGGAGAAAUGGUCUUUCUCACAAAAGGCCUGCGCUACAACAUAGAAAUGCUACUUUUUUGGGGACCAUGGGCACCAUUUAAGAACAACUGGCACUUAAGUGAUGAAUAUAAGAGACUGGAGAAACGACAAGAGCUGGCAGAGGAACUUAGUAAAAGAUUUCUCUAUGUUGGCAUUGCAAAUCUUGUCCUCUCACCUUUAAUAUUUAUUUUCCAGUUCCUCUAUUCUCUCUUCAAUUAUGCAGAAAUGAUAAAACGUGAACCUGGUAGCUUGGGAAGUCGUCGUUGGUCUCAUUAUGGGGAAGUGUACCUACGGCAUUUUAAUGAACUUGAUCAUGAGAUGACAGCACGUCUUAACAGGGGCUAUAAAGCUGCAUCACAAUACAUGACAAUUUUUUCUUCUCCUAUCAUGGCUGUAGUUGCUAAACAUGUUGCAUUUGCAUGUGGGGCAUUAUUUGUUGUCUUGGCAGGUUUGAGCAUAUAUGAUGAGGAUGUUUUACAAGUUGAACAUGUGUUGACAUUUAUGACUAUUUUAGGGGCAGUUCUUGCUGGAUGUCGUGGCUUUAUCCCUGCUGAAAAUCUGGUAUUCUGCCCAGAACUGUUAUUGAGGAGGGUUUUGGCAGAGGUGCAUUACCUCCCAGAUCACUGGAGAGAAAAGGCUCAUACAUCCAGGGUUCGUCAGGAGUUCUCUCAACUAUUCCAGUACAAAGCUGUGCACAUAGUGGAAGAAUUAGUGUCACCCAUAAUUACCCCUCUCAUUCUCAUCUUCAGGCUGCGUUUCAAAGCUUUAGACAUUGUAGAUUUCUAUCGCAAUUUUACAGUAGAAGUUGUUGGGGUUGGUGAUGUUUGCUCCUUCGCCCAAAUGGACGUUAGAAGACAUGGUAGUCCAACAUGGCAGCCAGAUGUUCUGUCAGAGGACCUCAACCAACCAGACAGCUCAAGUAAACCUGGUAUGACGACAGAUGGUGGCAAAACUGAGCUUUCUCUCAUUCACUUCACAAUGACAAAUCCCAAAUGGAGACCUCCAAAAGAAUCCUCUGCUUUUAUUACUGCUCUAAAAACACAAGUUCAGAGAGAUAUGAAUGCUCUAACAACACUACAGGAAGAAAAUGCUCUCUUCUCUUCCUUGAACUCUCUGUCGUGUGAUGGCCUUGGUAUGGUAGCUACUAGCAUGUUCCGCCCUCCCUGGAUGAUGGGUGGACCUCAGAUUGGUGGGCAGCUUCAACAAUCCUACUGGCCACCCAUAGGUCUGCGGGGUAGGAUUUCACGUGUUGAAGGUUCCCGCAAUGGUCCCAGUGGUGGAAUAUUAUCAUCCAUACAGCAAAUGGGAUCAAGUGUAGAGGGUCCACUCGGGACAAGUACCAUGACUUCAGGUCCCAUUAUUGAUCCAGUUCUUGCCCCUAGUACUAUUGGCCCUUCAUCAAUUAUUGGUCGAAGUUUAAUGGCGCCACUUCCUCAGGAUCUCACUGCUGUAAACAUGAGUCUCAGUACAUUGUAUCUGCAUGAGCUGCAUCAGCGACACCGCCACCGGGCCAUGUACACUGACACCCCACACAAUCCUUCAGUAUCCCAGGGUCCUCAAGCUGGAGUUUUCCACUCUGUUCCUUUCCAGGGCAGGCCUCCUCCAGACAGUGAAGCUGCACCUUCAGUGUCAUUCCAGCGUGCACAAGAGAAGACUCCAUUGUUAGCUGACCCUUGAAUGAGCUGAAUACUUAAAUACUGUAGUUCACAGUGUGGAUUUUAUGCUUGGCCAGAAUAGUUGUAGCACCAGCAGGGGUUUGAAAGGCUGGCUCUGGCUCUGCAAUAACUCAAAUGCCAAACUGUUGGGCACAAUAUUUGCAAGUUUUGAGAAAUAUCUAUUAUCUUCUGUUUAAUAAACAGGAAAAUGUAAUAAACUAGCCCAGCAGAUUUGGCUUCUUAAAAUUAAGUUGAAAAAAAAAAUUGAAUUUUUAACUUUGUGACAGUUGUUUGUAAAUGAUAAUAAACUUGAAGACUUUUAUUGUGUAUAAAAUGUAUCAUAAAAUAAGAAUUUUGUAUUUUCUUAAAAUUACAUUGAUCAUAAUUUUUGUGCAUUGAUAUCAUUAUAUGCGUGUGAAUGAAUUUUGAAGUCUGUUUUUCAGUAAUGCUUUGUGAAAAUGCUGUUUUCUUUGUAAAUAAUUUGAAUAAAUGAUUCUAUGAU